AUGACGGCAACAGAGGCCGAUGUCGAGGCUCAGAAGCCCGCCAGCAAGGCCAACUACUUCCACCUUCUCUUCGACCAGGCCGGCGUCACCCCGGCCGUUGUCGACCGCAAGUACCCCGGCGAGGGCACCCUUGAGUCUCCCUUCGUCGUCGAUUUCCUCCCCGAGGAUCCUCACAACCCCCAAACAUUCGCCACGUCGAAGAAGUGGACGUACACCAUCCUGCAGGCCAUCGCGACUUUCGCCGUUGCGUUCGUAAGUACAGCUUACUCUGGCGGCAUUGCUGAGGUCAUUCGCACCUUCGGCGUCUCUACUGAGAUCGGCAUCUUGGGUGUCUCACUCUUCGUUGUUGGUUUCGCUGUUGGCCCCUUGCUGUGGGCUCCCCUGUCUGAGCUGUAUGGCCGUCAAUACCUGUUCAUCGGCACUUACAUCUGCCUCACUGCCUUUAACGCUGGUGCUGCCGGCGCUCAGAACAUCGAGACGCUCAUCAUCCUGCGUUUCUUCGCCGGUGCCUUUGGCUCUUCGCCCCUGACCAACGCUGGUGGUGUUAUUGCCGACAUGUUCAGCGCCUCGGAGCGUGGUCUGGCUACUGCCAUCUUCGCUGCAGCCCCUUUCCUUGGUCCUUCAGUUGGUCCCAUUGUUGGUGGCUUCCUUGGUGCCGCCGAGGGCUUCCGCUGGAUUGAAGGCCUGAUGGCCAUCUUCACCGGUGUCCUCCUUUUCGUUGUCGGCCUUACCGUCCCCGAGACCUACGCCCCCGUCCUCCUCCGUCGCCGCGCCGAGAAGCUCGAGAAGAUGACUGGCAAGCACUACGUCUCCAAGUACGAGGCUCACCAGCCCCGCAAGACCGUUGCACAGCAGUUCAAGGUCGCCCUUUCUCGCCCCUGGAUUCUCCUCUUCAAGGAGCCCAUCGUCCUUCUUACCGCCAUCUACAUGGCUAUCGUCUACGGCACACUGUACAUGCUCUUCGCCGCCUUCCCCAUCGUCUUCCAGCGCGGCCGUGGCUGGUCUCCCGGUGUCGGUGGCCUCGCUUUCCUCGGUGUUGCCGUGGGCAUGAUCGCUGCUGUUAUCUACACCGGUUUCGAUAACCGCCGCUACGCCAAGGCUGCUAAGGCCGCCGGCGGUUUUGCUCCCCCUGAGGCCCGUCUCCCGCCUUCCAUGGUCGGUGGCUGCCUCCUUCCCAUCGGUCUUUUCUGGUUCGCUUGGACCAACGGCCCCGAGAUCCACUGGAUUGUCUCCAUCAUCGCCUCCGGCUUCUUCGCCGCCGGCCUCGUCCUGGUCUUCCUGUCUCUACUCAACUACCUCGUUGACUCGUACGUCGUCUUCGCCGCCUCUGUCCUGGCCGCCAACUCCGUCAUGCGUUCCCUCUUCGGCGCUGCCUUCCCGCUUUUCACCACUCAGAUGUACGAGAACCUCGGCAUCCACUGGGCCUCGUCAAUCCCCGCCUUCCUCUCUCUUGCCUGCUUGCCCUUCCCCUUCCUCUUCUACAAGUACGGCCACAUCAUUCGUGCCAAGUGUUCGUUUGCUGCGGAAGCCGCCGCUGUCUUGGAGCGCAUGCGCAAGACCCAUGAGGAGGUCAACGAGGAUGAGGCUAUGGAGGAGGAGCAGGAGAUGAAGCGUGAGCGCACCCUUGAGCGCCAACGCACCAAGGAGCAGCGCCAGCGCGCCAAGUCCAAUGCCGCUGCCCCUGGCGGCGUCUUGUCCGAAGCGAAGGCUGAGGAUGAGAAGGCCGCCCCCACGGCGUAG
Colletotrichum chrysophilum is the source of this 1740-nucleotide messenger RNA. RefSeq lists its product as uncharacterized. Gene Ontology annotation, biological process: transmembrane transport. Gene Ontology annotation, molecular function: transmembrane transporter activity. The coding region runs from base 1 to 1740 and encodes 579 amino acids. The record is from RefSeq and is a predicted model, not a curated record. Lineage: Eukaryota; Fungi; Ascomycota; Sordariomycetes; Glomerellales; Glomerellaceae. The transcript has 2 exons.